AAGUAUUGGUGAAUGCAUCGGAUGAGUAGUUUGCUCUAAACGAUUAAAAUAAGGCACUUUUGCCUACCUCGUCAAAUAAUGAUUGACAAAUGUCAUUUUCCAAUUUUUUAAAGACACGAUUCAUUUCCAAUUUUAAUGAAUUUACAUUGAAGAGACAAAUAACUAUUGUGGACUUGUAUAGUCUGCUUUUAUAAUAAAGAACAUGUCGAAAAACGAUGUCGAUUUUGCAUUGAGCGAUUCAUCUUGGUCAUGCUCAGAUCUUCAAACGAACAUUAUCAAACUAGAACCUAAAGUUACGAAAAGGAAGAAACGUGUACCAUGCUCGAAAUUCAUGAAGAAAAUAGAAACGUUACAAGAAAUCGAAGAGAAAUGCCAGUCGUACUUUCACAGGCAUUUGGACAACAUCUGGCAAAACUUGAUCCUGACAGAGAGGCAUGCCGCUUUGCUAUACCAAGCGGCACAGACGUUAAGUGAACGCAUUUCAAGCUCAUUUUUCUUCGUCUACUUAGUAGAAGAUGACAAAUUGGUCAAUUACCAGAAAACGCUCGAUGGCAACAUUGUGCGUGGUGAAGAAGAAGAGAUAAACAAGCUGAGUUUGGCUGGUUCAGUGGCCGAAAAGAAAAUGAGUCUACUUAUUGAAGAUACGGAGAAUUACAGGGGUUAUUUAGAAAGUCUUGAUUUCAAAGUUGACGAGAUUAAAUCAAUUAUCUGCGUGCCAAUAUGCGAUCCGACGGAGGUGUGUUUAGCUGUUUUAGAGUUUUUUAGAAUCGGUGUCAGCACGCCUUUCACAUCCGAAGACAGAGCUUACAUUGUAGCUAACGCCGGCUGGAUUGGUGCAGCGAUCCAUCAGAGCGUUUACAACCAAGAAAUUUUAGAACAAGAACGCAUGAAGUCGAAACUGAUGAAUUACACGCAAAAAUAUUUUUCUGGUGAAAGAAUGGCGAUUGAAACUUUACAGAAUAUGGGAAUUACCCUCAAGAGCACUAUCACGGCAAACAAACUGACAAUCUAUGCGAUUGACAAGUCUUGGGGCGAACCAUUAGUAUGGAUUUACAGAGAAGGAUAUUGCGUUGAUCAUACAGAACUGGUAAGAAAGAAUUUACCAAUGACAAUGGACGAAAUCCCGAAAAUAUUCACAAUUGUCAUUAAUACAGGGGAAAAAGUCGUCGUAACAAGCUCGACGGAUCCUAGAUUCGGCGACCAUGACAGGCACAAAUUCGGGACGUACGUACGAAAUCUCGUCCUCCAUCCUACGAAAACCCACAAAGGACAUGUGCAGGGCAUCAUUGCCCUUCUAAACAAGGACGUCAAAGGACUCACCCCGAAAGAAGAAAUAUUUUUAGACAUAAUAGGGGACUACUGCUCGUUAUGUUGCAUACACUGGCAAUACGAAAUUCGAAUCCUCAAACAAAAAUGGUCAAUAAUCGAAUUGAAAACAUUACUGAACCACAACCUGGCACCGUGUCAUCACGAAACCAAGCUGUACAUCGAAAAUCUCAAAACUUUUAGUGUACCCGAAGGAUUUGAUUCUCUCACUUGGUAUAUACACCCCGAGGAAGUUGAUUCCAUACCGCAAUUGGUCUACUAUAUGAUGGACGACCUGAUGGGCUCAGAACUAUUAAGCAAAGAAUGUCUUGCACAAUAUAUUUUGAAGGUACGGUCGGCAUACCGACAGGUCACCUUCCAUAAUUUCCAACACGCGUUCAACGCUGCCCAUUGCAUGUACACGAUUAUAAAGAGGAAUAUGAACGUGUUUACUGAAAUGGAGAAGAAAGGGCUCUUUCUGGGUGCUCUAUGUCACGACGCUGAUCAUCCAGGUUUAAGCAAUAACUUUUUGAUGUUGAUAAAGAGUAGGACGGUGCUCCUAUACGACGGGGAAUCGCCCUUAGAGAACCACCAUUACUACGUGACGAUGGCGAUAUUGCAAGAGACCAAAAUCUUCAAAAACCUCGACGAAAAGUCGUAUCGUGACAUGGCGCUCGAAAUACGAAAAACGAUCAUAUCCACGGACCUCGCAGUUCAUUUCCGAUUGAGGAACGAAUCGUUUCAGCUCAUGUUUGAAAACUUCAACUUCUCAGAAAUCAAGCAUAGAGAUUAUUUGAAAUGUUACGUGACAACUGCUUGCGAUUUGUCGGGGAAUUCUAAGAGCUUUUCUGUAGUCAAGAAACUGACGGACAAUCUGCUCCAAGAAUUCUACCACGAAGGCGACACGCAGAAAUCAAUGAAUGUGAAACCGUUGUCGUUGAUGGACCGGGAACAGUACGACUACGUGCCCAAAGAUCAAGUGCUCUUUUUGGAAGUGGUUGUACUGCCAUGUUUGGAAGUUUUGGCUGAAGUAUUGCCGAACACUGAGGAACUCCUGAGGCAGACUUUGAAAGUUAGACAAAAGUGGAUUGUAAUUCGUGACAGAGGCAUCGAAUACUGGAGAUACAUAAGUCGGAGGCCGGGCGGGAGUAUGGAAGCAAGAGACACUGAACCCAUUAGUACACCUGAACCACAUUGAUACAUGUUUUACUGUAUUGCUUUAUUUACUCGCGAUAUUCAAUAAGUAUACCCUUUUCCACCGCUCAAAAAGAAAAUAUACAAAU
Molecule: messenger RNA, 2588 nt
Organism: Agrilus planipennis (emerald ash borer)
Lineage: Eukaryota; Metazoa; Arthropoda; Insecta; Coleoptera; Buprestidae
Product: cAMP and cAMP-inhibited cGMP 3',5'-cyclic phosphodiesterase 10A-like
Exons: 1
Coding region: 203-2503 (766 amino acids)
Biological process (GO): signal transduction; negative regulation of receptor guanylyl cyclase signaling pathway
Molecular function (GO): protein binding; 3',5'-cGMP-stimulated cyclic-nucleotide phosphodiesterase activity
Source: RefSeq, a predicted model, not a curated record